Messenger RNA from Closterium sp. Naga37s-1, 633 nucleotides. The record is from the annotation of a GenBank genome assembly. NCBI's taxonomy places the organism in Eukaryota, Viridiplantae, Streptophyta, Zygnematophyceae, Desmidiales, Closteriaceae.
AUGAUGCACAAUCCAUCUCGCGGAUCUCAGCCGCCCAUUUCCACUGGUGAAUUCUCACCUCCUUGCCUGUGCUUCACAUGCUCCUCGUCUCGUGGUUCAAUUCGCUGCAGCGAUGUUUCGGCACGCCGUUCCUCAUCCUCGUCUUCAGCAUUUACUGGGCGCAGUGAAGGUGCAUCUCAACCCUGGGCUUCUUUUGUUCCUGCCUCUUUCCCUCCUUUCUUCACCCCUCCCCCACUCAUUCAUAACCCUCAAGGCUUCCGCGCGUGUUCCUGGACGGGCAUCAGCCAGCAUUCUGGUGGAGGACCAUCUGAAGCCGGUACUGUCCUUGUCCCUGCCUCUUUCCCCUUCCUUACACCCCAUCACCACUUCUCCCCGUUCUUCAUUCUUCCCCCAUCCAAUCAUACCCCUCAUGGCUUCCGCGCGUUCCCCUGGGCGGGCAUCAACAUUCUGGGGAAGGACUAUCUGAAUCUGGGCCCAGCGGCAGCGCAGCUCAUGACCUCUACUGCCUACAUGCCGUGGAGUGUGAAGCCGUUGUACGGGGGCGGCCGUCGCAUCCCCUACAUCAUCAUCGCCAACACUCCUCUCAUCACUCUCCCACUUCCUAUGCCUGCCCCCUCCGUUCACCCCUGCUAA